UUAUCAAGUAAUACACAGCUUCACCAGCUUCAUUAGGUAAGAUUAGAAAUCAUGAGUAGGAUAAUGGGGUUCAGGUACUCAGGCCGUUAUUACAACAAAGUUUGUAAUGGCUUAGUAAUGAAAUUACACCCGUAGUGGGCUCUUACUUAAUCUCGCAAAAAAUUAUGAGACGGAGAAAAGCAAAGCCCACAGUUAUAAGGCUAUAUAAAGAGCUUAGUGCAUCUCCUUGUACCUCGGUGUAUGAUAAGAUCAGCAUAUCCUAAGACCGUGAUUCAACAUGUCCGUUCAUCCCGAUUUGAAAGUUGUUGAAAGUCAAAGACCACCGUUCCACGACGACGAAUUCAAGUUUACCCAAACCCGCAAAACCGACUGGACGCCUGGAUCAGGAGCCAACGACGACCAGUGGAAGUCACACAAGAAGCUAGAAAUCAAUCCAUAUGAGGAAGGAAGAUCUCCUAUCGAUAACUAUAAGACCACCAUCUCUGGUAUACUUCCGCGUCCAAUUGGGUUUAUUUCCACAGUUAGCAAGGACGGGGAGCACCGCAACUUGGCACCAUUUCUGUUUUUCAAUGGAGUCAAUGUUGAUCCUCCUAUCUAUACCAUUGGGAUCUCAGGUAACACCAAGGAUACUGCCAUCAACAUCUUGGAAACCAAAGAAUUGACCAUCAAUAUUAUUUCCGAGUGGUUUAUCGAAGCAGCUAAUUUCACCAGUAUCGAUGCUCCCAAGGGGAUUGACGAAUGGAAAUUGUCUGGAUUGACUCCAGCAGAGUCCACCUUUGUCAAGCCAAGCCAUGUUGCCGAGUCUGCUUUUUCAAUUGAGGCAAAAUUGAUUCACUCUCAUGACUGGAGAUCAAAGACCGAUCCUUCCAAAGUAACUGGCCAAUUGUUCAUUGUUGAGGGACUCAACUUCCACAUCAGAGAAGAUGUAAUCAACAAGGAGAAAAACGUGAUUGAUAUCAAGAAGUUGAAACCAGUCACUAGACUUGGAGGAAUAAGUUACGGUAGAAUUCUUGAGGGUUUUGAAUUACCAAGACCCGAAUAUAAAAAGGAUAUCUUAGACCACGAGGAAUACCGAAACUUGACCAAGUAGCCUGUGUUACCCAGUAUUAGAUUAUGCCUACUAUUAGAUUAUGCCUACUAUUAGAUUAUGCCUACUAUUAGAUUAUACCUAUCAUAUUAUACCUAGAUACUAAAUUAUGCCCACUAUUAGAUUAUACCUAUCAUAUUAUAUAGAUACUAAAUUAUACCUACGAUUAUGCCA
Molecule: messenger RNA, 1261 nt
Organism: Hyphopichia burtonii NRRL Y-1933
Lineage: Eukaryota; Fungi; Ascomycota; Pichiomycetes; Serinales; Debaryomycetaceae
Exons: 1
Coding region: 278-1090 (270 amino acids)
Molecular function (GO): FMN binding
Source: RefSeq, a predicted model, not a curated record